Saitoella complicata NRRL Y-17804 is the source of this 2238-nucleotide messenger RNA. RefSeq lists its product as uncharacterized. The record is from RefSeq and is a predicted model, not a curated record. The coding region runs from base 1 to 2238 and encodes 745 amino acids. Lineage: Eukaryota; Fungi; Ascomycota; Saitoellomycetes; Saitoellales; Saitoellaceae. Gene Ontology annotation, molecular function: protein binding. The transcript has a single exon.
AUGAGCUGGCUACGCCCUCACAAAAAGUCAAACAGCACCGUCAGUGCAUCGACAAACUCGUCUUACCCUCUUCAACAGACACAGAGUGGCCGGGCCUCGAGUAAUGCGUCCAGGAGCGGGAGUUCGAGUCAGCAGAAUCCAGCGACGUCCGUGUUGCACUACCAAGACCUUGGUCGUUUCCGGUUUUUGCAGGGCUCUACGAGCUCGGUUAGUACCCCGUUGUCAAUGAGUGGGGGCUAUACAUACUCGAGUGAGGAUGCCGAGACACAGUUACUCCGUAUGGAACUCACCGGUAACUCGUCCAUCAACGGCUCAAGAAAAGACUCCUUCGCCUCCGCUGGCACCGCCGCAACCGUUGGGACCAAGUCCAAAUCCACCAACACCAUGAAGAUUGCUUUGAAGCUUUUCAAAGCCCGCUCCAUGGCAAACCUCCGCAAAGGCUCCUCUUCUCCUAAGACACCGCGUCAACCCAUUACGCCCAACACGCCUCGGGCGGACGUUCGCGAAAUUGGGAGUCCGUCUUACUACCGUGAUAGUACGCCGAUUUUGAUUGGUAACUCGCCUCUCGCUUCACCCCGAACUCGACCACCUCCGGGUGCGGUGUCGCCCACACCGGCGCAUGGGCCGCUACCGUUGAGUCCCGCGAGUAGGAUGAAUGUGGAGAAGAAAGCGUCUAUUCGUCAACGCCGAGCUACGGUCGCUACAUCAACACACCUCACCAUCUUCACCUCCUCCGAACCCCUGCCCUCCUCGUCCACCACAUCCCUCCCCAUGGCUACAGCACCCGCAGCGGCGGCGCCUGUUAGUAUGCAACGCUUCCUCUCCCAAUCCUCCCACGCCAUAGGAGCCGGGUCGGUGUAUGGUUUGCACCAACGGAUUCCGUCGUUGCCUCCUGCGGUUAUUCCAACGAGUCCGAUGAGUUUUCAGGAGAGUUAUAGUUUUAUGGCUGCGCCACCCCUCAGGAAACUGAGUGUUCGUGAGCAGUUGGGGGACCCUGACACGGAGCCAGUGGACAGGUCUAUGGCGGAGUUGAGUCCCCGUCCGGUUUUCAACCAAGACCCGUUUGGGAUGUCAGCAAGCGCCAGCAUGCGUCGCACGGCAUCCGAACCUAGGCAUGUGCAGACGAAUUCGCCUCGCUCUCGACACAUGCCCCAGCCCAAACCGUCUCCCAUCGUGGAGGAGAGCAUGGGCGCAAUAGAGAUGAAGAUUACCGAGGCAGUUAUUCUACGUGAACGCAUCACCGCUCUCGAGGAUGAGGUCCGCGCUCUCAAAGCCUUCGCAACCUCCACUUCUACUCGACCCGUGAACACUGCGGCCGAUCGUGCGUCAAUGCCAUUUGGGACCUGGGCACGUUCCCGCGCAGCUUCAGCAGUCGGCGGCCUUCGUAAUUUGAGUUUUGGCCAUGUUAUGACGCUGGAAAGGAUGUGGGAGGAGUGCGGGACGGUACAUUGCAAUGGCGUUGCGCAGAACAGCAAUUUUGGUGCGUCUUCAUCUGUUAAUUCUUUUGAGAGGGUGCCUAAUAUGAAGGUCGGGGCAGAUGAUAAGUACACGCUGGCCGCAAUCCGGAUCCAGAAUGCUUGGCGUGGGUACAAAGUCCGGAGAAUCGUGCGUGAAUACCAUCGUCAACACAUGGCAGCGAGCGUGAUCCAGGGAUGUUGGAGGCGUCUGGGAAGCAGUGGGUUGCGGCUUCCGAGGGAGUCGACGAGGUAUUCCCAUCCCUUUAUCCGCUCGAUUGUCCCCUCCCGCGCUGUCUCCACACAACUCCUCGCGACUCAGCACAGGGUGGAGUCGAGUUUAUCUACUAUCGGGGGUACAAGCAUGAACAUGAGUAUGGCCGACGAAACCACCACGCAACACCUUACGUCGUUGUACGCCAUGCUCGCAACCGAAACCGCAAUGCGCGUAAAACUCGAGGAGCGUGUGGCUGCGUUGACGGAGUUGGUGAGUGGGGUGCAGAGGAAGGGGAGUGAGAGCACGGUGGGAUUGCCGACGCCGAAGGAGAGUCCGCAGAGGCCUGGGCGCGAGUCGGAACUUGUUACGGAGGUGGAAGUGGUGGGGACGGGGAAGGGUGUGGCGAAUGGGGAUGAGGAGGAAGGGUACGACGAUGAGGGGUACAAUCCGUUUGGGGAUGGGUUGUUUAACGGGGACCUGGUUGCGAUGAGUGGUGAGGAGGCAUUGCAGUUGGGGUUGCAUAACGGGGAGGUGUUUGGGCAGUUACCGUUUGGGAUGUCGCAUUGA